This is a messenger RNA of Cyclopterus lumpus (lumpfish), 3327 nucleotides long. RefSeq names its product debranching RNA lariats 1 (gene dbr1). Gene Ontology annotation, biological process: mRNA splicing, via spliceosome. Gene Ontology annotation, cellular component: nucleus. Bases 285 to 1991 code for a protein of 568 amino acids. The transcript has 9 exons. The record is from RefSeq and is a predicted model, not a curated record. Lineage: Eukaryota; Metazoa; Chordata; Actinopteri; Perciformes; Cyclopteridae. Gene Ontology annotation, molecular function: RNA lariat debranching enzyme activity.
AUGCGCGUAAGUGGUAGCCGGAAGGUGGGAAAAUUAAUUCUGUCGCGUCGCCUGCGUACCCGUGAAAUAAACAUGGUUUUAAGUAAAAGUGUGUAACUUUACGGUGUAUAAAACGCGACGAGAAUACUCUUCAGUUAUUCACCCGUCGCUAUCAUAAAGGAACAGGCCCUCGACAUCCCUGUGUGUGGAGGCUGACGGCCCCUCAGUGGGCACAGAAUUCAAGCCAACCCUUCACUGUGUAUUCUUUUUUUAAUCUUGGAAUUAGCGGCUUACCUUUCUGCAGCAUGAAAAUCGCGGUAGAGGGCUGUUGCCAUGGAGAGCUGGACAAAAUCUACGAGACAAUCGGCUACCUUGAGAAAAAGGAAGCGGUAAAAGUGGACCUGCUGCUUUGCUGUGGAGACUUCCAAGCGGCUCGAAAUGAAGGAGACAUGAACUGUAUGGCUAUACCACUCAAGUACAGAAUGAUGCAGACCUUCUACAAAUACUAUUCUGGAGAGAAGAAGGCUCCCGUCCUGACCAUCUUCAUUGGAGGGAACCAUGAGGCUUCCAACCACCUGCAGGAGCUGCCGUAUGGCGGCUGGGUGGCACCCAACAUUUAUUAUCUAGGUUAUGCUGGUGUUGUUCGCUACAAAGGGAUUAGAAUUGGUGGCAUAUCUGGAAUCUUUAAAUCACAUGACUACCGAAGGGGUCACCAUGAAUUCCCUCCAUACGAUCCCAGUACACUUCGAAGUGUAUAUCACGUCCGAAAUAUUGAGGUAUUCAAACUGAAACAGAUCCAGAUGCCCAUAGACAUUUUCAUGAGCCAUGACUGGCCUCGUGGAAUCUACCACCAUGGUAGUACAGCGGAACUGUUGAGAAAGAAGAAGUUUCUGCGUCAGGAAGUGGAGUCCAACUCUCUGGGAAGUCCUGCAGCUGAGGAGCUCCUAGCUCACCUUCAGCCCAGAUACUGGUUCUCUGCGCAUCUUCAUGUGAAAUUUGCUGCUGUUAAGCAGCAUCCGCCGAAAGCUAAUGCUGCCCCACGUGUGACCAAGUUCCUCUCCCUGGAUAAAUGUCUGCCCUACAGGGACUUCUUACAGAUUGUGGAUGUUGCAGAGAGACCGGGUUCAUCUGAGGGUCUUGAGUAUGAUCCAGAGUGGCUUGCUAUUCUGAAGGCCACCAACAAUCUACAAAGCACCAACGCUCACCCCUGGAACCCCCCCGAGAACAAUGGCCUGCAUGAACGGUGGGACUUCAGACCUUCAGAAGCAGCGAUGAUGCAGGUGGCGAAGGAUUUCAGCGGCGAACUUGCCAUUCCAGACAACUUUAGCCAGACUGUGCAACCCUACGACCCCAAAAGGCCCAAGCAGCAUGCCUCCCCCAGCUGUAACACCAACCCUCAGACGACCGAGCUCUGUGCUACGUUGGGGCUCACUGACCUCUACGCCCAUGCUUUGCAGGGAGGUGGCAACUUGAGCAGAAUUCAGGCCGGCACAGGAGGGGAUGAUGAUGGUGAAAGUGCGGACGAACACAGCGAGUACCCGACCGACACUUCAGGAUUGUCGAGUUCGUAUAAUCCCGAUGAGAUCACCAUAGAGGAUGAGUGGGAGGAAGAGGAAGGAAAGGAGGAGGUUGACGGAAGCUCUAACCCAAUAUUAGCAGUAAGGGGAGAGAAUCCCUCUGAUGGACCUGCAGGCGAAGUCCACACCCCCGGCCGAAUGGUUCUGCCCGCGCCCAAAUCGGAUACCUCGCCCACUAAUCUGUCCCACUUGAUGAACCUGCCACCUCCCUCCCACUCGACCCCGGCAGUGGCAGCUCACCUUUGCCCUGGAGCAGAAAGGGAAGAACCCUGCGAGGACGAAGAUGAUGUCGCCGAUGAUGAUGAUGCCUCAGCAUUACCUACCCUAAAACGUACCAGCGACGAAGCCGAGGCUCCUGGCAGUAAAGUUACAACUCCCAGAAUCAAACGCAGAAACCAGGUCAUCUAUACAACAGUGGAGGAUGACGACGAGUGAGGAUUAGAGGUCAGGGCAGGCCAAAAAGUGAGGACUCAUUUCAUACCAUUUGUAACGGGGUGUACAAUACUCAAUUUUAUUGAUUUGUAAAACUUUGUAUUAAGUUAUGUAUCUACUUUCUGCCUUGUUAUACUUCUACAGAGGUGACGAAAGAGAUGUAUGGCUUCAUGAAAACACACUAAAAGCAGACGGAUAGAUUCUUGUUAAAAUAUUUUUGUACUUAUAAUUUCAAGAGUAAAGAGGCUGAGAAAUUAAAAUAUCCGUUUGGCUUUUAAAUGAACUACUGACAUAAUUGUGCAGCCACUCCUCAAAGUCCCAAAGGGGAACUUAUCAUUUGUCUGUUAAGGUCUUUUGUUUCACUUCAUCAGAAGCACGAGGCAAGUGAAAGAAAAGCGACCAGCAUUCUGCACUCGUAGUGCCAUUCACAGCUUUAUUGAACACUCUGUAUUUGAAUAUUUCUUGGGAAUAGCAUUGUAAUUUAAAUGUCAAAGUGUUGAGAUUUUUAGCCAUGUUUAGGAUCCGUAUGCCUGGUUGUGAAUCGGAAAACAAAAAGAUUCUCCAGGACACCAAAAUUAGUUUAAAUCCAACAGAUUUAUUUAGGCCUAUUUAAAUGAUCUAUUCCAGGGUCACAGGUGUGCUCUGCUAAAAUCAAAAAUGUCAUUAGAAUUCAGACAAUAUACAACAUACAGUGUGUAUUCAACAAGAUCUCUUUACAUCCAUACAAAGAGCCGAUACAGUAUAGCCUAACAACAGGGUGCCACGCUAUUGGUUUAGAGUACAAGCCAAUGUCAGAGAAAUGGUAUUCCUGUACUUUGCCUACGAAGCAAACGAGACAUGAUUCACAGAAAAUAAGAAACCCGGGAAUAGGCACUUUGUUUAGUUUUUUUUGUGUGCGUUUUCUUCAAUUCACUUUAGAAAAGCCUCGGACAGCAACCAGGGCACACAGCUCUGUUUGACGAGCAAGUUAAAUUAAUAAAUAAAACCAUUUCACCAACAACUUAGCGUCAGGACUAAAGGACAGAUGAGGGACACAACAUGGUCACAUUUUCUCCUACAGGUUUAUUAGAAAUCUCAUUCCUAUCCCAAUAUAUCCUAUAAUCUGGGCAAAGAGCCAUAGAUGGACAACCAAAUUGCCUGCUACUACAAUUAGCUCCAUCACUCAAUGUAACAAUCAAAAAGUGAUAUUAAGCUUUUUAUUGAAUAAAGAGAUUUAGUAAGUCUUGUUUUAAAUGCAGUAUUACUUUCUUUGUGUUUGAGGGAUACAUUUUCUGCUACAGAUGUAAUUAGUGAACAGUUUUCUGAUCAUACAUAAUAUUAAAGUCACACACAAACACUU